AUGGUGCCUGCACCUCCUAGCAGCCUAGCCAUGGUGCCUGCACCUCCUAGCAGCCUAGCCAUGGUGCCUGCACCUCCUAGCAACCAAGUGGUGGAAGUGGCACCGUGCGGGUCGUCAGUGGUGCUGAGUGCUGGUGUCAGAUACGUGGUCAGCAGUCCUGGCUACCCUCACCCUUACUCACCCUUCACCUACUGCCGCUGGUUCUUCAAGAGUGAGAGCAGCAGUGACAGAGUGAGCAUCACUUGUCAACACUUUGAACUGGAGACGUCAUCUAGGUGCUCUGAGGCGGCCUUCCUCGCUCUUCAAGACUCACAACACAACUUACACUGGUACUGUGGUAAUGUGGGACCAGUGAACCUGGUAUCUACCAGUGAUUCCAUCACUGUACACUUCUGGAGCAGCUGGAAGGUAAACAAUACAAAAAGAGGAUUCCACUGUAUGGUGGCCAACAGCCUUGUUCUACAGCCUCGCAUCAUAUGUCCCACUGGAUGGCGAAGUGUCGACAAAUAUAGGUUUAAUAACAUAGGUAUAUACAGGAUGGUGUUGCCCAAUGGUGCUCUACCGGAAGUGGUGCUGGGAGAGCACGACCGCAGCCGCGGUGAUGAGACGCCGUACACACAGGUAGUGCCCGCAGUCCGUGUUAUACCACACGACAAGUAUGGUCACUCUACCAGCCCUAAAGACCACGAUAUUGGUCUUAUAGAGCUUGCCACUGAGGUCGACCUGGAGGUGACACGUAACAUCGCACCUGCCUGCCCUCCUGACCAGGAUCUUAAUUAUGACAACCUCACAGUCACUGUCUCCGGGUGGGGCUACACCAGCUUCCCGGGUCACAAGGCUGAGGUACUGCAGAAGGUGGAGAUGCAGACGGUACCUCAGGAGGUGUGUAGGAGGCAGUAUGAGGCAGGAGUGAUCACAGACAACAUGAUCUGUGCUGCAGCUCUCAACAAGGACUCAUGUUUUGAUGACAGCGGUGGACCACUGAUGACCAAGGUGGGACAACACUGGCAGGUGGUCGGUAUCGUGUCAUUCGGACCAUCCACCUGUGGUAACCCCAAAGUAUCUGGUGUCUACACUAAGAUUAUCAAUUACCUUCCCUGGAUCAUCUCCAAGAUUGGUGAUGCUAAGACCUGUCCACCAGAGACUUGAUCAGUGCUACUCUCCCUCCCUCCACCACACUCUCCCUCCCUCCACCACACUCUCCCUCCCUCCACCACACCAAGCUCCAACAACACCUUCUUCUGGACUGCAGAAACCAGGGAUUGGCCAAGCCUUUUCUUAAUAAUGAUUCCAAAAUGUUACAUUAGUGUCUCAUAAGCAAGACAUGUGUAACAGUUAUUCAGAAACAUUUCGCCUACACUGCAAGCUUCUUCAGUCGAGUACAGAAGAGUAAGAAGAAGCAGUAGAGAUGGAAAGACGAUAUCAUCAGUCCAUCACUCCAGAAAACGUAGUUUCGAGGUGGUCAGUCCCUCAGCCAGGCGAAACUUGCAGAAUAAAGAUACCUAACAGUUGCGCUUGUGUAUAACUUACCAACCUCUCGGUAUUAAGUACCAUUUAAAUAUACAUUGAUGUCUCAGUCUGCAACUUGUCGGCUAAACCAUUUACAUCACUGGAUCAUCUCCACCAAUGGUGACUGUUAAACCUGUCCACCAAACACUAGAUCAUUUCCAUCAAUGGUAACUAUUGUACGUGUCCACCAAACACUAGAUCAUCUCCA
Cherax quadricarinatus is the source of this 1717-nucleotide messenger RNA. The record is from RefSeq and is a predicted model, not a curated record. NCBI's taxonomy places the organism in Eukaryota, Metazoa, Arthropoda, Malacostraca, Decapoda, Parastacidae.